This is a messenger RNA of Aphis gossypii (cotton aphid), 1617 nucleotides long. RefSeq names its product piggyBac transposable element-derived protein 3-like. The transcript has a single exon. The record is from RefSeq and is a predicted model, not a curated record. Bases 1 to 1617 code for a protein of 538 amino acids. Lineage: Eukaryota; Metazoa; Arthropoda; Insecta; Hemiptera; Aphididae.
AUGAGUAAAAACCUAACGGACCGUGAAUUAGUCGAGUUAAUCGAUGCAGACAUGUCGGAUUUCAGUGGUUUAGAAGACAGUGAUGUUGACGAAAAUGUGGAAGAAAUUGAUAAAUCACUAGCCGAGUUUGACGAAGAAGAGGAUUUCGUUUUAUCCGAUUCGGAAGACAUUGAGGAAAAUGGUAACGUUGACUCUAUUAGUAAUUCGAAAUAUUUCACUUUACAAAAAAACCAAAUUAAAUGGCAGCAAAAACCAUUUACCCCACCUACAAUUAAUUUAAAUGAUUUAAAUGAAGCCGAACCACCAACCUAUUUGUAUGAUCCUAUAUAUUAUUUUUCAAAAUACUUUGAUGAUAAAGAAUUUGAUAAAAUGGCCUAUUUUACUAAUUUAUACGCUACUCAACAAAAUUCCACACGAUUCAAACCUACUACUUCGUCUGAAAUUAGAGACUUUAUUGCAAUACAUAUGGUUAUGGGUGCUUUGAAGAUGCCUAGAGUACGCAUGUAUUGGGAAAAAGAUACCUAUAUAAAUUUAGUUGCCGAAACUAUGCCCAGAAACCGAUUUUUUAGUCUUCGUACACAUUUUCACGUUGUAGACAAUAUGGAGAUUCCGAAAAACAACAAUGAUAAAUUUUUUAAAAUUCGUCCUCUUUUUGAAAUAAUUAAAAAAAGAUGUUCAGAAAUACCAGUAGAGAGAAACUUAUCGGUUGAUGAACAAAUGAUUCCAUUCAAGGGACAUUUAUCGAUAAAGCAGUAUAUUCGAGGUAAACCAAAUCCUUGGGGAAUAAAAACAUACCUAUUAUGCGGCCAAAGUGGCUUAGUAUAUAAUUUAAUUUUAUACCAAGGAAAUAUGAUCGAAGUCGACGAUGAUUUAAAAAAAACUUUUGGUGUAGGUGGUGCAGUUGUUAUAAGUUUAACGGAAAAUCUGAAGCCAAAUUGUCAUUAUUUGACUAUGGACAAUUUUUUUACAUCGUUCAAUUUAUUUUACACUUUGCAAAAAAAACAAAUUUACGCAACUGGUACAAUACGUACGAAUCGUUUCAACAAUCCACCAUUUUUGUCGGAUAAAGAAAUGAAAAAAAUGGGUAGGGGGACAACAUUUGAAAUAAGUUCAGACAUUCCUGACGUAAAUUUAGGACUAGUAAAAUGGUAUGACAAUAAACCCAUAAAUUUAUGUUCAAAUGUUGUGGCCUCAGGAAAAGUUGAUACAAUAAAAAGGUGGGACAGAAUAAACAAAAAAUAUGUCUACAUCGACCAACCGGAAAUAGUAGGUCAUUAUAAUAAUACGAUGGGUGGUGUAGAUAAACAUGAUCAGCUCGUAAGCUUAUAUCGAUGUUUCAUAAAAUCAAAAAAAUGGACACUCAGAAUGGUUAGCCACGCGUUUGAAAUGGCAGUAAGUAACUCGUGGUUAGAGUACGUCAAUGACGCAAAACAAUUAAAAAUCAAAAAGAAAGAUACAUUAGAUUUACUUGGAUUUAGGAUGAGAUUGGCUAAAGAAUUGAUACUUUUGGGAAAAACUGUAAUUACGCCUUCGAGAAAAGUAGGACGCCCGUCGUCACGCAUAUCCCCGAAUCUUCAAGAAAAAUUAUUUUCACCGCUUGAAAAAAAAAAAAAAUAG